Fusarium vanettenii 77-13-4 is the source of this 1472-nucleotide messenger RNA. RefSeq lists its product as uncharacterized. Gene Ontology annotation, cellular component: cytoplasm; mitochondrion. Gene Ontology annotation, molecular function: AMP kinase activity; ATP binding. The transcript is spliced from 2 exons. The coding region runs from base 316 to 1125 and encodes 269 amino acids. NCBI's taxonomy places the organism in Eukaryota, Fungi, Ascomycota, Sordariomycetes, Hypocreales, Nectriaceae. The record is from RefSeq and is a predicted model, not a curated record. Gene Ontology annotation, biological process: nucleobase-containing compound metabolic process.
AUCGUUGUGUACGAUCGUUUUUGGGGCAUCCCUUUAUUCCUUAGUUUGGCCUGUUCGAAUCCCCGUCAUCCUGUUCUCGACAGCAAUUUAAACACCCACCCUUGACACCCUCUCAACAACUCCCCGCGCUAUCUUUGCACCGAAGCACGCACUCCCCUCAACGAAAAGCCGACAGUAUCCUUGGAACCCACCAGACUGCAUCCAACCUCUUCGAAACUGUACCUAGACGAAUCCAUCUUCUUCGCAAUUGAAUAGGCAUCAACCAAAUUUUUUUGUACAUCUCGCGCCGGUCGAAAACGUUCCAGAACGCCUAGAAUGAGACUGAACAAGGCGGCUCGAGUUAUUCUCUUUGGUGCACCUGGCGUUGGUAAAGGAACCCAGAGCGAGCGGUUGCUCGCGCGCUUCCCUCAACUCAACUCUGUCAGUACUGGCGAUCUCCUCCGUCGAAAUGUCAAGGAAAGGACACCUCUCGGCAUCAAGGUCGAGACGACAAUGAAGUCUGGUGGUCUCGUCGCCGACGAUCUCAUCUUGCGACUCAUCUCCAACGAACUCUAUACUCGAGGAUGGCUGGCUAGUCGAGGACCCGUCAUGACCCUCGCCUCCGAGGCGACCGCAAUGGGCCAACAUUCGUACGAUGGGGCCCCUCCUGUGGACUCAUUCAUCAGCAAUCCCUCCCUCUUUGACCAACAUGUCCCACCACGAGUUUCCGAAGACCCCAACGCCUCCUUUAUCCUCGACGGUUUCCCCCGAACAGCCGCCCAGGCUACUCCUCUCGACAAGCUCAUCCCCAUCAACCUUGUCGUUUCCCUCAAGACACCUGUAUCUGUUAUCCUGGAGCGAAUCGCUGGUCGCUGGGUUCACGAGCCUUCGGGCCGAGUCUACAACACUUCCUUCAAUGCGCCUCGCGUUCCUGGAAUUGACGAUGUUACUGGAGAGCCUCUCAUCCAGCGCGCUGAUGACUCGGAGGAAGUCUAUCGCGCUCGUUUCAAGAAGUUCCAGGAGACGAGCGAGCCUGUUCUCAACCACUACGCCCAGAAGGGCGUUCUCGUCGAGAUUGAGGGCAUGAGCAGCGACGAGAUCAGCCCCAAGCUGUUCCACGAGUUUGAGAAGCGCUUUGUCGACUAAGUGGUUUUGUCUAUUGAAAGGAUACCCAGCGCCUUCAAGACGCCCCAUUAUUAUUUCUACUGCACGUUUUUGGAUGUAUCUGUUUAUUCUAUAGCUUUUUGUUCUGUUCUGGAGUUUAUUGCAGCUUUCUGGAUGCUGCUGGUGGAGUUGCAACAAGACCAGUCUGUCGGAUAGACAUCACUGGCACAUGGCGCGUAUUGAUGGGACAAGUGCUCUACAAGAGCCUGUUUGUGUGGAUGUAUAUAACGAACGAUUCCCCUUUGACAAAAGUGUGGGUUGGUUUAGCGAACGAAACGGAUUUCGAGGGCAAAAUGUACAAAUGCUGGCCCUCGCUCUCUGCGUCAAUG